AUGAACGCCCUCAUCAGCACCCUCCUCGUCGCCUCCCUGCAGCUCAGCCGCGUCUACGCCGCGACCGCCGAACAAUGGCGCGGCCGCUCCAUCUACCAGGUCAUCACGGACCGCUACGCGCUCCCCGCCGGCGCGGACACGACCGCCUGCGACCCCGGCAAGCAGACCUGGUGCGGCGGCACCUGGAACACGAUCAAGGACAACCUCGACUACAUCCAAGACGCCGGCUUCACCGCCAUCUGGAUCAGCCCGACCUCCCAAAACUACGAAGGGCCGCGGACCGCCUACGGCGACGCCUACCACGGCUACUGGAUCGCCGACAUCACCCAGCUCAACCCCCGCUACGGCACCUCGUCCGACCUCCUCGCGCUCUCCAAAGCCGUCCACGCCCGGGGCAUGUACCUCAUGGUCGACGUCGUCGUCAACAACGUCAUGUCCACCACGAUCAACGUGACCGACUGGUCCCCGUACCUCUUCAAAGACGCGUCCUACUACCACCCUUACUGCCCCGUCGACUUUAGCAACCUCACGAGCGAGCAGGACUGCUGGCUCGGCGACGACAAGGUCCCCCUCCCCGACGUGAACACGGCCGACCCCGCCGUCCAGGAGGCCUACGGCGACUGGGUCCAGGGCUUCGUCCAGCAGUACCAGGUCGACGGCCUGCGCAUCGACGCCGCCAAGCACGUCAACAUGGACUUUUGGCCGGGCUUUUGCGGCAAGGCCGGCGUGUUCUGCAUCGGCGAGGUGUUCGACGGCGACGUGCCCUCGGCCGCGGCGUGGCAGGGCCCGCAGGCGAUGGACUCGAUCCUCAACUACCCGACCUACACCGCCCUCGUCGACGCCUUCGCCAUCCCCGGCCCGAACAACGUCUCCGCCCUCGUCGACGUCAUCACCCAGAGCAAGGCCCUGUUCAAGGACCCGGGGCUGCUCGGCAAUUUCUUGGGAAACCAGGAUCUGCCGCGCUGGCAUAACAUCUCGGUCGACCCGCAGACGCUCUACAACGCCAUGACGUUCAACUUCAUGUCCGACGGGAUCCCGAUCGUGUACUACGGCCAGGAACAGUCCUUCAGCGGCAUCGGCGACCCGUGGAACCGCGAGCCGCUCUGGACGUCGGGCUACGCGCAGAGCGACGCCUACAAGUUCAUCCAGUCCCUCAACCAGUUCCGCAACUUCCUCGUCAACUCGUCCUCGUCGAGCGACUGGCUGCACCAGCCGCUCCAGCUGCUGACGACGACCGGCCAGGGGCUCUCCUUCCUCAAGGGCGACGUCGUCACCGUGCUCACCACCGUCGGCAGCCCCCCGUCGAACGCGACCACGCCCGUCUACACCCCCUUUGACCACUUCACCGCCCUCACCGAGGUGUUGACGUGCCAGCAGUUCGUGGUCGGCAGCAACGGCACCGUCGUCGUCAACUACGCGCUGGGCGGCCGGCCCACGAUCCUCGUCCCGACGCAGACGCUCAAGGGCUCGGGCAUCUGCGGCGCCACGAACGCGUCCGCGGGCACCCCGGCGCGCCCGCUGAGCGUCGCGUCCGUCGCGUGGUCGCUGGCGCUCGCCACGGCCGCGCUCGCGCUCUCCGCCCAGUGGUAG
This is a messenger RNA of Punctularia strigosozonata HHB-11173 SS5, 1590 nucleotides long. RefSeq names its product glycoside hydrolase family 13 protein. Gene Ontology annotation, biological process: carbohydrate catabolic process. The transcript is spliced from 9 exons. The record is from RefSeq and is a predicted model, not a curated record. The coding region runs from base 1 to 1590 and encodes 529 amino acids. Lineage: Eukaryota; Fungi; Basidiomycota; Agaricomycetes; Corticiales; Punctulariaceae. Gene Ontology annotation, molecular function: calcium ion binding; alpha-amylase activity.